AUGUCUGCAACCAAUACAGCCACACAAAAUGACGAGCUGGUGCCCUUCACCAUUUUCACCGGAAUUCAGAAAGGGCUAAUCAUUAGCAUUGUCUCAAUUGUUGCGACCCUGUCCGGCUUUGCUUCAAAUAUAUAUUUCCCGGCCAUACCUCAGGUUGCUGAAGACCUGCAUAUCUCGAUAAACCUUGUCAAUUUAACCGUCACCUGUUACAUGAUAUUUCAAGGUCUGUCGCCUACCAUCUGGGCAGCAAUGGCGGACUCGAAAGGCCGGCGCCUCACUUUCAUCUGCACCCUUUUGAUUUUCAUCGCGGCGUGCAUCGGGCUGGCCGAAACAAAAAGCUAUGCACAGCUCCUUGUUCUCCGCUGCUUACAGAGCACUGGUAGUGCAAGCACAAUUGCGCUUGGCGCCGGGGUCAUUGGGGACAUGACCACAAGAAAGGAGCGUGGAGGUCAUAUGGGUGUCUUUCAAGGUGGCCUAUUGCUCCCAGUUGCCAUCGGUCCGGUCGUUGGUGGCCUAUUAUCCGAGCGCUUGAACUGGCUAUCGGUAUUCUGGUUUCUGUCAAUCUAUGGGGUCGCUUGUUUAGCACUUAUCGUUGUUUUCUUACCAGAGACCUUGAGGUCGAUCGUUGGAAACGGCUCAGUGGAAGCCACCGGUUCUGCAAAGUCAUUCUUAGGGACCUUCCAGAGGAAAAGAUACUUGAAGACAAAGAUAGGCUGUGCACCCAUGUCUCAGCACUGUCUGGAAAAGCAAAGGAAAAUGAAUUUCGCGGGACCAUUGAAGGUACUGGCUCAUCUCAACACUUGCACCUCCGUGUUGUUUGUCGGCGUCCAUUAUAUGGUCUGGCAAAUGGUACUCACCGCACUAUCAACACUCGCUAAAGAAACCUACCACGUUAGUGAGAGUAAAAUAGGUCUGCUAUUUUUGGUCAACGGAGUAGGGUCGAUUAUUGGAACCUUGGUUAUAGGGAAGUUUCUUGACUACGACUACCGGAGGAUGAUUGAGGCAUACGGUGGGGUUGAAGAGCGGGUUCCAGCCGAGAAGGCACGAUUGCGGACUAUUUGGAUCUGGAGUGGUGUUCAAUGUGUUGCAGUGCUUGUCUUCGGUUGGACUGUGAGGUCACAUACGCACAUCUCGGUCCCAAUCAUUGCGCUUUUUGUGCUUGGGUGGACGGCAAUAUCGAUUCAGACCGUGGUGUCAACAUUCCUGGUUGAUAUCCAUCCAGAUCAAAGUGCAUCGGCCACCGCCGCUCUAAAUCUUGUACGUUGUCUGUUGGGGGCGGGCGGAACAGCAUUCAUCAAUCCGCUGAUCGAGAAAAUCAACAUCGGGUGGACCUCGACCUUUCUCGCAGCUUUGAUGCUACUGCUGAGUGCUGGAACUCUUGUUAAAGUAGUAUAUGGCUCGGCUGUACGGGCAAAAGCUGCAUCUAGGGAUGUUGAACAAGGGGAGCGAAGUAGUUAA
Molecule: messenger RNA, 1458 nt
Organism: Exophiala aquamarina CBS 119918
Lineage: Eukaryota; Fungi; Ascomycota; Eurotiomycetes; Chaetothyriales; Herpotrichiellaceae
Exons: 1
Coding region: 1-1458 (485 amino acids)
Biological process (GO): transmembrane transport
Molecular function (GO): transmembrane transporter activity
Source: RefSeq, a predicted model, not a curated record